Messenger RNA from Protopterus annectens (West African lungfish), 1251 nucleotides. Its product is annotated as membrane-spanning 4-domains subfamily A member 4A-like. The coding region runs from base 265 to 906 and encodes 213 amino acids. The transcript has 7 exons. Gene Ontology annotation, cellular component: membrane. The record is from RefSeq and is a predicted model, not a curated record. Lineage: Eukaryota; Metazoa; Chordata; Ceratodontiformes; Protopteridae.
UUCCUGCUUUAGUAGGAAAAUGAGCAGGAAAAGCUGAACGUCAUCCUUGUUCUACUCUUCACGUGUUCGACUAUUCAAGCUGCAGAACAACAGCUCUGAAUGUGAUGCAGACAUAUCGCUGUUCUCCUUACUCUCUGAAAAUACCAGGAACUGGGAAAAAAAACGGCAUCAGAUUUCAGAUCAUUUAGGGAAUUCAGACUUGAACAGGCACUACUGACCAGCAAUAAAGUCGAUACUGGAUUUAAGGCACAAGGGGCUUGAACAAUGAAUGUUCAGUCUGUAUCAGAGAGCUGGAGAUCUCCAACUUUUCAAAAUGGCACACCUGUUAUAACCAACAAUAUUUCACUGAAGUCAAAAUUACAGACAUUCUUAGCAAGAGAUCCAAAGGCUUUGGGGACAACCCAGAUUAUGAUUGGAAUCGUGAUCAUCACUAUGGGAAUUGCUGUAAGUCUACCAGUUGAUACCUUUCUAAUAGGAAUUGGCCUGCCAUUCUGGAGUUCUGCACUGUUCAUCACAUCAGGUGCACUGACUGUCGCUGCAGGCAAUUACCGAACAGUCUGCAUUGUUAAUACCAGCAUGGCCUUCAAUAUUGUCAGUUCAGUUGCAGCCGUGAUCAGCAUCAUUCUUUACUCAUUUUAUUUUGUGCACGUCCAUUAUAUCAGAUACAGAUUAAGAGACGUGGGAGUGGAAGCAUCUGUAGUUUUCCUGGAAGUGUUUCUGCUCAUCUUUACUCUGUUGGAAUUUUCCAUCUGUAUUGCGAUUUCCAUUUACUCAUGCAAGGCAACAUGUUCUUGUACGGACAGUCAUGCUCAGAUGCCUGUGGUGGUUGUGCAGUACAAUGCCAAUCCAGAGACACACGCAGUCACACCUGUUCCAUCGUCCAACCAGAACAUGUCGGAUGCAUAAAACCACCUCCUGAUGAAUUCUUUGCAAGCAGAGGGAAAAUUUAAAUUUUACAUUUUACUGAUUAUACAGAUUUAUUAAUAUUGUUAUAGCUUUACUAAAAAAUAUUCUCUAUGUUUAUUUUUAUGCCACUUUUGGCAACAUUUACAUACAUAUCUUGAAAUUUUGAAUAUUAACAAAGCCAACAACAGAUCAGAGGAAAACACUUAAAUCAAAAUGGAGUCAACUACGCUUUGUAAAACCAGGUAUAAGGCACAUUAAAUUCUCCUGUUAAGCAUUGUGGAAUAUAUUCACUUAAGCAUACUCUUUCUGAAUUCUGCUUAAUAAAACUCCAUUGUGUCACUGUCA